This is a messenger RNA of Alnus glutinosa, 1217 nucleotides long. Its product is annotated as glycine-rich cell wall structural protein-like. The transcript has a single exon. The record is from RefSeq and is a predicted model, not a curated record. Bases 87 to 1217 code for a protein of 376 amino acids. NCBI's taxonomy places the organism in Eukaryota, Viridiplantae, Streptophyta, Magnoliopsida, Fagales, Betulaceae.
UUUACCACUCGAUCUGCUAAACGUACCUACAAAGCAAAUAUUCACAUCUUAUAUUUAAUAUUUCCCUCCUUUUGUUUCGAACAAACAUGGGGAGGUUUUCUAAGUACGUUGGUGUGUUUGGUGUGAUUCUGGUAUUCUUGGUGAUAGGGCUGUCAGAGUGUCGAAAAAUUGAGAAAGAUACAUUUUCUGAUGGCAUAGGAGGUGGAGGCCUCGGAGGUGGUGGUGGUGUUGGCGGAGGAUUUGGUAAGGGUGGUGGAAUUGGUGGCGGGGCUGGAGGGGGUCUUGGAGGUGGCGGUGGUGCAGGAGGAGGAGUUGGAGGGGGAGCCGGAGGUGGUGCAGGUGGUGGCUUUGGAGGUGGAAAAGGUGGUGGCGUAGGAGUUGGCCAUGGAGGGGGAGCCGGAGGUGGUGUAGGAGGUGGUACAGGUGGUGGCGGAGGAGCUGGAGGUGGUGCAGGUGGUGGUGCUGGUGGUGGCUUUGGAGGUGGAAAAGGUGGUGGCGUAGGAGUUGGCCAUGGAGGGGGAGCCGGAGGUGGUGUAGGAGGUGGUACAGGUGGUGGCUUUGGGGGUGGAAAAGGUGGUGGCGGAGGAGUUGGAGGGGGAGCUGGCCAUGGAGGUGGUGCAGGUGGUGGUUUUGGAGGUGGUGCUGGUGGUGGAAAAGGUGGUGGUGGAGGAAUUGGAGGGGGAGCUGGAGGUGGUGAAGGUGGCGGUGUUGGUGGUGGUGCAGGAGGAGGAGUUGGAGGGGGAGCCGGAGGUGGUGUAGGUGGUGGUGCUGGUGGUGGCGGAGGAGUUGGAGGGGGAGCUGGCCAUGGAGGUGGUGCAGGCGGUGGUUUUGGAGGUGGUGCUGGUGGUGGAAAAGGUGGUGGUGGAGGAAUUGGAGGGGGAGCUGGAGGUGGUGAAGGUGGCGGUGUUGGUGGUGGUGCAGGAGGAGGAGUUGGAGGGGGAGCCGGAGGUGGUGUAGGUGGUGGUGCUGGUGGUGGCGGAGGAGUUGGAGGGGGAGCUGGCCAUGGAGGUGGUGCAGGCGGUGGCUUUGGAGGUGGUGCUGGUGGUGGUGGAGGAAUUGGAGGGGGAGCUGGAGGUGGUGCAGGAGGAGGAGUUGGAGGGGGAGCCGGAGGUGGGGUAGGUGGUGGUGCUGGUGGUGGAGGAGGUGUUGGAGGAGGGUUUGGUGGUGGAGGUGGUGCUGGAGGAGGUGCUGGUGGGGGAAUUGGUGGGGGAUUUUGA